Messenger RNA from Ilex paraguariensis (yerba mate), 315 nucleotides. Lineage: Eukaryota; Viridiplantae; Streptophyta; Magnoliopsida; Aquifoliales; Aquifoliaceae. The record is from the annotation of a GenBank genome assembly.
AUGAUGCUUGAGAAUAUGCCAUGGGCAAACUUCUGUACAAGUAAGUUCCAUAGUUUUGCAGCUUGUAGUGAGUCAAGGUUGGGCAGCACCCACCCUAGUCAACUUUGGUUAUCCCUCAAAGCCGAUCCUCCAAACAAGUUUUAUCACGCUCAUCUCCGCGAAACCAUGAAACGCGCCGCAGAUUUCCUCUACGUGUCCCGUUGCGUGACAAUGUUUGGUAGUGAGGAAAAGCAAUCAUCUUUCUUGUUUCUUCUUUUUCGGCCUCAAGGGGAUUCCGUAGUCUGCCCGAAUCCAAUAAAGCUACUUUCUGCUUGA